Musa acuminata AAA Group (dessert banana) is the source of this 2500-nucleotide messenger RNA. Its product is annotated as probable 1-deoxy-D-xylulose-5-phosphate synthase 2, chloroplastic. Lineage: Eukaryota; Viridiplantae; Streptophyta; Magnoliopsida; Zingiberales; Musaceae. The coding region runs from base 116 to 2239 and encodes 707 amino acids. The transcript is spliced from 10 exons. Gene Ontology annotation, biological process: terpenoid biosynthetic process. Gene Ontology annotation, molecular function: 1-deoxy-D-xylulose-5-phosphate synthase activity. The record is from RefSeq and is a predicted model, not a curated record.
CACCGCCUUUCUAUAUAAUGGUCGCACCAUUGGCUCCCAACCUCCAUCAGACCCCUCUCUCUCUCUCUCACGCUGUUAAUCUGAGAGUGCUCCCGCUCUCUUUCUCGUACUCACAAUGGUGGAAGCAAGGUCUCUCAUGGUUGCCUCUGCUGCUCCGUUCCUUAAAGCUCUAAGCUCGAGCGCAAACGGCAGAAGACAGCUUUGCGUGAGGGCGGGUGGGGCAAGCGGCGAUGGGAAGGUGAUGAUUACGAAGGAAAAGAGUGGGUGGAAGAUCGAUUACUCGGGGGAGAAGCCAGCAACCCCUCUGCUGGAUAGCAUCAACUACCCGAUUCAUAUGAAGAACCUCUCCACGCGGGAUUUGGAGCAGCUCUCGGCUGAGCUCAGAGCAGAAGUCGUGUUCGCUGUGGCCAAGACUGGCGGCCACUUGAGUUCGAGCUUGGGAGUGGUGGAGUUGGCUGUAGCUCUCCAUCAUGUGUUCGAUGCCCCCGAGGACAAGAUCAUUUGGGAUGUCGGCCAUCAGGCCUACCCUCAUAAGAUAUUGACGGGGAGAAGGUCAAGGAUGAAUACCAUCAGGCAGACCGCAGGGCUUGCCGGAUUUCCCAAGAGAGAUGAGAGCAUCUAUGAUGCCUUUGGUGCUGGCCAUAGUUCCACAAGCAUCUCUGCUGGGCUAGGAAUGGCUGUUGCAAGAGAUCUGCUAGGGAAGAAGAAUCAUGUUAUUUCUGUCAUUGGCGAUGGAGCCAUGACUGCUGGCCAGGCCUACGAGGCCAUGAACAAUGCUGGCUACUUGGACUCCAACCUUAUUAUCGUGUUGAAUGAUAAUAAGCAAGUUUCGUUACCGACUGCAACACUUGAUGGACCAGCCACUCCUGUUGGUGCGCUGAGUAAGGCCCUCACCAAACUUCAAUCGAGCACUAAGCUGCGCAAGCUCCGUGAAGCCGCUAAGAAUAUCACGAAGCAGAUUGGUGGGCAGACACAUGACAUUGCUGCAAAGGUGGAUGAAUAUGCUCGUGGAAUGAUGAGUGCUACAGGGUCUUCACUGUUCGAGGAGCUUGGUUUGUAUUAUAUUGGGCCUGUAGAUGGGCACGAUGUGGAAGACUUGGUUACCAUCUUUGAGAAGGUGAAGUCUUUGCCUGCUCCGGGACCUGUCCUUAUUCAUAUUGUGACGGAGAAGGGCAAGGGGUAUCCCCCCGCCGAGUCUGCUGCUGACAAAAUGCAUGGUGUUGUGAAGUUUGAUCCAAAAACUGGGAAGCAAUUCAAAUCAAAAUCAUCCACCCUUUCGUACACUCAAUACUUUGCAGAGACUCUUAUUAAAGAAGCCCAGGUUGACGACAAGAUCGUCGCUGUUCAUGCUGCCAUGGGUAGUGGGACAGGGCUGAACUAUUUUCAGCACAAAUUUCCUGAAAGAUGCUUUGAUGUGGGAAUUGCAGAGCAGCAUGCAGUCACCUUUGCAGCUGGUUUGGCCACCGAGGGCCUCAAGCCUUUCUGUGCCAUCUACUCAUCAUUUCUGCAACGAGGAUAUGAUCAGGUGGUUCAUGAUGUGGACUUACAAAAGAUACCCGUCCGGUUCGCACUGGAUCGAGCUGGCCUUGUCGGAGCUGAUGGACCUACCCACUGUGGAGCAUUCGACAUCGUGUACAUGGCAUGCUUGCCCAACAUGAUCGUAAUGGCCCCAGCCGAUGAAGCCGAGCUGAUGCACAUGAUUGCAACAGCGGCGGCGAUCGAUGACAGACCUAGCUGCUUCAGAUUCCCUAGGGGGAAUGGAGUCGGUGUGGCCCUUCCUCCAAACAACAAAGGCACCCCUCUUGAGAUCGGGAAGGGAAGAGUUCUGAUGGAAGGAAACAGGGUGGCCAUCCUUGGAUAUGGUUCAAUAGUCCAGACAUGCUUGAAGGCUGCAGACUCACUGAGAUCGCAUGGAAUUUUCCCCACAGUGGCUGAUGCUCGGUUCUGUAAACCUCUGGAUGUGGAGCUCAUAAGGAGACUGGCAAAUGAGCAUGAGAUCCUGAUCACGGUGGAGGAGGGCUCCAUUGGAGGUUUCGGAUCACACGUCACUCACUUCCUUAGCUUGAGUGGCCUGCUGGAUAAAAACAUAAAGCUGAGGUCCAUGGUUCUACCAGACCGAUACAUCGACCAUGGAUCGCCACAGGAUCAAUUUGAAGUAGCUGGACUUUCCUCGAGACAUAUUGCAGCCACAGUGCUGAGUCUUUUGGGCAGAAGGAAAGAGGCAUUGCAUCUCCACUGAAGUUGCAUGACCUGAAACUCAAAAAGAAAUGGAAUUUGAUAACACCAUAAUGACUGGGUAUUGAGCUUGUAUAUGGAUGCCAAGUACCCAUUUCUCGAAUUCUUUCUUGUAUUACCAGAGACCCUGUGAAACUAGUUGGUCUUGUGUUGUCAUCUCUCUCGACCUUUGUUCAGAGAGGUUUCCAUUUGGUCUCUUUUACAAGGAACUGUGUAAUUUUCAUUUGAUGUACUGCUGUUGUCCAAGUAAAAGUUAAUUUUGCGA